AUGUGCAUCACCGGGCAGAUCGACGACCCCGCGACGCCCGGUGUCUGGUGGCGGGAAGACGACGAGUGGCGCCGCUACGGGAGCACGCAUGCUGACGUCAUCAAGGAGGGCGUCCGGAACGGGUUGACGUGGGUCACUCUGGAGGGCCUGUCAGACGUCGAUGGAGAGGAGCUUGGAGAAACGUACACCGUCGAUCUGCGAAUCAUGCAGCAGAAGAGCCCACGAGGGUUCAUGCGCCCGGUGCUGGUUGUGGACGGGGCGGGGGCGACAGGGUGGCCGAGGGGCGGACAGGCUCUUUCUGCAAACGUGCUUUCGCCCCUCCUCCGGAUCUGGCAGCGGGGAUCGAGCUCCGACAAGUGGACGCGCGUCUCUGACUUGGUGGCCCGCUUUCUCCUGCGUGCGGCCAAAACCGGAGCGCCCACGUGUCUGCUGGACGAGGGCGACGGCAGCUUCGCCAUGGUCGAUUUCCAGUCCAUGACCAAGACCGACACCGUCACUGGAAGAACGGCCGAGCUCCGAGUCGCUUGCCCCCUGGACGGAGACGGCAUCGCGGCCGCGAUCGCGGCAGCAGACCACGCGCAAAAGAAGCUGGUGCUUCACGAACUCGUCAAGUCCCUGCGCGAACCGGACAAGGUAGAGGGCUUCGUUAACGAGAUCGGGGGUGAUUCGGAGUGGAAGCUCGUCGCGCAGCGGCCGAACCCGUACCUGAGCUACGAGAGCCGUCUCUACCAGCGCUUCUUGGACUCCCUGGCACACCACAUGCACGAUCUCACAGGGCUGAUAUUGGGAAAGAGCACUAGUACUGGCAAGAGGAAGCGGUUGAAAGAGUCGCCCAUUGAAUACGUUUUCCAUGGAACGUGCAACAAGAACUUGGAAAGCAUCCUCAAGGAGGGUAUGGAUCCCAAGAAGCGUAUAUAUGGCUACGACUUCUUUGCCUAUGACGCCGAACUCUCUUUGGGAUACACGGAUGAAGAUGAAGUUUUGGAUGGGAUGGAUGUCGAAGGAAACCUUCUCGUUUUCCUCGUGCUUACGCUUCCUCCGGGGUUCUCUGAGCGGACCCUCAGAAAGAACGGAACGAUGGUACUGAUGGAAAAGGUGGAGUACGAGCUCCCAAUAGCCGUUGCAACUGUGCGCAAGCCUAGUGCUGGCGAACGAGACGAGAAUUAG
Messenger RNA from Klebsormidium nitens, 1167 nucleotides. The record is from the annotation of a GenBank genome assembly. NCBI's taxonomy places the organism in Eukaryota, Viridiplantae, Streptophyta, Klebsormidiophyceae, Klebsormidiales, Klebsormidiaceae.